UUUUUUAUUUUUAAUUAUCCUGUUUCUACUACUUUGUUGUUUGCUGCCUUGUGCUCUUUUGGGAAGAUAAGCAGACUAGAAAUUUGAUUUCUUUGCCAUUUCACCCCUCCGUCUCUCCUUCUUGGUUAUAGACAGUGGGGAAGUCAGGUAAGCAGCACUGCCCUGCUGCCUACUAUUGGAGAAGAAGUGAAAGAAAUAGGUGCAUAUAGGCACAUGUGGCGGCCUUGCCUGAGAGCACAGAGUUUGGGGGGGAAAGAAGAUUUAGAGAAAUAAGUGUUGCCAUGGGUCAAAGUUGUAGUGUGCUCAGUGGUUUUAUUUACUGUCUCAAGUGUGAGGAAUCUCAGACCCAAAGGCCAGUUAUGGCACUCCAGGCCUCUCUAUUUGGUGCUUAAGACUCUCUCUCUAGGCCAGGCCCUUUUUGAGUGCUUUUGCCUGGCUAGAAUGUGUCCCACAUUCAAAACAGGGACAAUAACAUUCAGGAAUGCAAAGAUUCCUUUAGCUUUAAUAUGGAAAUGUUUCUCUUCUCACUAUCCAAAGUCCUGAGAUAUGAAAAUAUCAGAUUCUUUUGAAAUGGAAAAAGUUAAGACCAAUUAAUUUAAUUUGUUUAUAGUUAAACUGGGCCAGGGUGUGUGUGUGGGUGUGUGUGGGUGUGUGUGUUCAAUUACCAUCAAAGUGUAGCUGUUAUGAAAGCCAGUUCCCCCUGGGAGUAUCCAAAGCAGAAGUAGCUAUAUUUCUGAAUACACAAUGCAGAACUGAUCAGUGGACAGCAGACUACAGAGGCAAGAUGUACUCUGCAUUUUGGCUCACCUUCGUAUUCUGCAUGAUGGUGCUAUCUGGUGCAACACAGGUGAUUCACGAGCGGUUUCGGAACAUCACAGCAGGAGAAAAUGUCACUUUGCAAUGCCGUCUGGCCAAAAAGCACGACGUUGUUCAGAUCACCUGGCAGCAGGAGCAGGGGGAACAAGAGACCAACAUGGCUACUUACAGUGAGGCUGGUGGCACUACAAUACUGAGCAAAUUCAAAAGAAAUGUCCACAUGUCCCAAAGUGGACUGAUGGUUUCUGCUAUCACCUUCCAUGCUGUUACACUCAAGGAUGAAGGCUGUUACAAGUGCAUCUUCAAUGUAUUUCCCAUAGGACCCAUCACAGGCAGGACAUGUCUCAAGGUCUAUGCUCUAACACAACCCCAAGUGAUGGUGAGGAGUGUAUUGGAUCCAGGCAACCCUGAAGAAGAAGUGCUGGAGAUAAGCUGCACAGCAACAGGGAGACCAGCUCCAGAGAUCACCUGGAAGGUCACCAAACCUCUUCUGGUGGAGCCAAAGCAGUAUGUCACCCAGCACCUAAACCAGACAGUGACUGUUGUCAGCAAUUUUUCUUAUGUCUUCCUCAAAGAUGUCUGGGACAACACAAUAAGCUGUGUUAUUCAUCAUCCAUCUUUAAACACGGAACAAGAGGUGACUUUACCUGGGAUUAUACCUGGGAUUAUACAUGUUCAAAAUGAAGAUCUGCUGCCAGGAACUUCUGCCACUAUUGCAAUUUGCAUUUUGGUGGCCAUGUUUUCCCUUGGUCUAUUGCUCUUUUUUAUCUGGUACCGUUGGAGGAGGCUACACCCAGCCAAUGAGAAGCAAGACCUUCUAUGCAUGGUUCUUCCUGUAUGUCCUGGAUGCACGACGGGUGCAAGAUAUUCCUAUACUCAGGAACACGUUGUAGUGGAACCAUUUCCUGAAGAAAGCCCUCUGAACAGAUGAAAUAUAUUUUGGACAAACAACACCAGACUUUUUAGAAUGUGAACUCAGAAUGUUUCUGUGUGAACAGAGAAUUGCCUGCUGGAUUCUAUAUUACGUUCAUAUAAAAUCUUCAGUAGGAUCUUCAGGAAUUAAGCUACAUUGCCCAAUAUUAUGAUUAUUUAUUUGAAAAAUCUGUUUAUAUAGACUAGAAUAAUAAAAACAGAACAUAUUUAUUUCCUACAUAUUUUAUGCAUUGUGGCUACUGGAAUUCUGAAACUGUGAACUCCGAGGGCCAGUUUGCUGUUGUGACACUUAAAAAUGCAGUGGAAAUUCAAAUGAAAAAUGACUCAGUCCAUCUGAUAAAAGUGAGACAGACAUGACUGGCUUGAAGAUAAAGUUCUGAUUCUGUUGCUGGGUUAAGGGAGGUGACAUGUAUGGAAAACACAUAUCAAAAUACUUCAAGACCAUUAAGGGAAAAAGGAAACUCAUUGAACCUUUUUACAUCAUGUGUAUAUAUGUGAGGCAGUCACAAUAAAACAGCUCACUAAAUAUUGAGAAAGCUUGGGUGUAUAUGUUAUAUUGGUGAAUCAUAAUAAGAAAAGAAAAAAUAGAUGAUUCUCAUUCACUCCCACCUUUGCUAGUGACCAGGGCUGCUCCCUAUUUUCUGGUAUCUAAACCUGGUAGAACCCUUCUGCUUUGCCUUUUGGAAAGAUGCUAGGAUGCUUUUAAAAAUACACCAAAGGGUGGUUCUAAGCUGGAGUUGACCUUAAAAGCUCUAAACCAUUUGAGACCAGCCACCUUCUCCCAUAUAUACCUACCUGAGUCUUGAGAUCCUCUUCAGAGGUGCUUCUUCAGAUGCUUCUGGCAAGUGAAGUGAGACAGGUGACUACCGGGAAGAAGAUGCUCUUGGUGGUAGCAGCCGGUUGUGGAAUAUCGUAGUAUUGUAGAGUUGGAAGAGAUGCUGAGGGUCAUCUAGUCCAACCCCCUCUGAUGUAGGAAUUUCAACUGGCUGUUAUAAUUAAACAACAUGAGGAAUCACAGUUCUCAUAAAAGUGUCUCAGAAGGUGGCCUCUGAAUGAGAUUGUUAUACUUGUUGCUGUUUUAUAUAAUUAAUUUGUUGGUGGUUUAUAUGAGAAAAAGUCUCAAAGCGACUUUCUAAAAAACUUUUAGAAUCCAUAGUUUUAACGGCGUUAGCAAUGUCCCAGUAAGCCAAAGGAGUGAGAGUUAAUCAUAAAAGGAAAAGGAGACAAAAUCAUUAUUAGCCUAAGCUUCCCCGUGACGGGGUGAGCUCCCGUUGCUCAGUCCCUGCUCCUGCCAACCUAGCAGUUCAAAAGCACGUCAAAGUCCAAGUAGAUAAAUAGGUACCGCUCCGGCAGGAAGGUAAAUGGCGUUUCCGUGCGCUGCUCUGGUUCGCCAGAAGCGGCUUAGUCAUGCCGGCCACAUGACCCGGAAGCUGUCUGCGGACAAACGCCGGCUCCCUAAUG
Messenger RNA from Podarcis raffonei (Aeolian wall lizard), 3210 nucleotides. RefSeq names its product OX-2 membrane glycoprotein-like. Bases 785 to 1747 code for a protein of 320 amino acids. The record is from RefSeq and is a predicted model, not a curated record. The transcript is spliced from 5 exons. NCBI's taxonomy places the organism in Eukaryota, Metazoa, Chordata, Lepidosauria, Squamata, Lacertidae. Gene Ontology annotation, molecular function: cell-cell adhesion mediator activity.